Anas platyrhynchos (mallard) is the source of this 978-nucleotide messenger RNA. The record is from the annotation of a RefSeq genome assembly. Lineage: Eukaryota; Metazoa; Chordata; Aves; Anseriformes; Anatidae.
AUGCCACAAACAACAAUAGUAAGCUACCUCAUUAUAGCCCUGCUAUACAUCAUCCCAAUCUUAAUUGCCGUGGCUUUCUUGACUCUAGUCGAACGAAAAAUUCUAAGCUACAUGCAAUCCCGUAAAGGCCCCAACAUCGUGGGGCCUUUUGGCCUGCUCCAACCCAUUGCAGACGGAAUCAAACUAUUCAUUAAAGAGCCCAUUCGACCUUCCACCUCCUCACCGCUCCUCUUCAUCAUAAUGCCCAUACUAGCCCUCCUCCUAGCCCUCACCGCCUGAGUGCCCCUCCCCCUCCCGUUCUCACUAGUAGACCUGAACCUCGGGGUCCUCUUUAUAGUAGCCAUAUCAAGCUUAGCCGUCUACUCAAUCCUAUGAUCAGGCUGAGCCUCAAACUCAAAAUAUGCACUAAUCGGAGCCCUACGGGCAGUUGCACAAACCAUCUCAUAUGAAGUAACACUAGCACUCAUCCUACUGUCAGUAAUCAUACUAACCGGAAACUACACACUCAGCACUUUUGCCAUCGCACAAGAACCCCUUUACCUCAUCUUCUCCUCGUGGCCCCUGGCAAUAAUGUGAUAUGUAUCCACCCUAGCAGAAACAAACCGGGCCCCAUUUGACCUAACGGAGGGCGAGUCUGAACUGGUCUCAGGGUUUAACGUUGAAUACGCCGCAGGGCCUUUCGCCCUGUUUUUCCUAGCCGAAUAUGCCAACAUCAUGCUGAUAAACACGCUCACAGCCAUCAUCUUCCUUAACCCAAGCGCCCUAGGGCCCCCUACAGAGCUAUUCCCCAUCAUCCUAGCCACAAAAGUCCUCCUUCUAUCCUCCGGCUUCCUAUGGGUCCGAGCCUCCUACCCCCGAUUCCGAUAUGACCAGCUUAUGCACCUCCUAUGAAAAAACUUCCUACCCCUCACACUAGCCCUAUGCCUCUGACACACUAGCCUACCCAUCUGCUACGCAGGCCUACCUCCUUCCACAAGG